AUGAGCUUUGAACAGUUAGCUGCUCAACAAGAAUACCCUCAAUGGAACCAGUCUGCAGAAGAAGUUUUGACACUCGCUAAAGAGCUUGCACAAAACGAAACGAAAUUGUUUGACCAAAUUGCCAAUGUUGACAACCCAACCGUGGAGAACACUUUGCUCCCAUUGGCUAAAUUCUUUAAUGAAAAUAGCUUUUUGGAAAACCAAUUGAGUUUUUAUCAACAUGUUUCCGCCAAUAAAGAGUUGAGAGAUGCAUCAACCAAAGCUGAACAAUUGUUGGAUGAAAAUUCAAUCGAGCAAUGGUCUAGAGAAGAUGUAUUUAAAUCUUUUGAUCAGCUAAACAAAAGUUUGAAUAAGAAUGAAGAUGGUAAGGGAGUUGAACAGGUAUCAAUUUCUAGAAAGGGCAAAGACUUGAAUGCAUUGGAUGCGGAAACAAAGAGAUAUUUAUCAAAAGUCCUUACCACAUUCAAAAGAAAUGGGUUGGCUUUACCUAGGGAGAAAAGAGAGAAAGUAAAGAAAUUGCAAGUAGAGUUGAGUAACUUGAAAGUUCAAUUUUCCAAAAACCUUAACGAGGAUGAUGGUCAUAUCUUUUUUGCCGAGGAUGAGCUCGUGGGUGUUCCAGCUAACAUUUUGGAGCAGUAUGAAAAGGUUGAAAAAGAUGGCCAAUCUAAAUGUAAAGUGACAUUCAAGUAUCCUGAUAUUAUUCCAGUCUUUAGAUAUGCCAAGUUAUCCCAAACGAGAAAAACAGCAAACCUCGCUUAUGGUAAUCGUUGUUCUGAGAAUGAUCCAAUAUUGACUGAAAUCAUCAAGGUCAGAUAUGAGAUUGCUAAAGAAUUAGGCUAUGAAGCAUUUUCUGAUUAUGUUUUGGAGGAGAGAAUGGCCAAAACUACCGAUACCGUUUUAAACUUUUUGCAAGAUUUGAAAUCAAAACUUGGUCCGGUUGCUGAAAAAGAGUUGAGUGAACUCAAAGAAUUGAAAAAAGCCGAACUUGAGGCCAAUAACUUACCUGCAGAGGAGAAUACAUUUUAUGCAUGGGAUUUUAACUAUUACCACGAAAGAUUGUUGAGCGAUAAGUAUCAGGUCGAUAAUAACAGAAUAGCCGAGUAUUUCCCAUUGGAGUCAACGAUUGGAAAAAUGUUAGGGUUUUAUGAAAAAAUUUUUGACAUCAAAUUUACCAAACUCGAACCUCUGCCUGAACAAGUAUGGCACGAGGAUGUUCAGCAAUAUGCCAUCUUUCAAAAUAUCAAGUCAGGAGAUAAUGUUGAGUACAUGGGCUCUAUCUACUUUGAUUUACAUCCAAGACCUGGAAAGUAUGGACACGCUGCAAACUUUGGGUUAGGUCCAGGCUAUUUAAAAGAAGAUGGCAAAACACGUCAUACUCCAGUUACAGCGUUGGUUUGUAAUUUUACAAAGCCGACAAAAGAAAAACCCUCUUUGUUGAAGCAUGAUGAAGUGGUGACUUUUUUCCAUGAGUUGGGACAUGGAAUCCAUAACAUCUUGUCUCAAACCAAAUAUGCUCGAUUCCAUGGAACUAGUGUUGAAAGAGAUUUUGUUGAAACCCCUUCGCAGAUGUUGGAGUACUGGUGUUGGUCCAAAAAUGAACUCAAGAGCCUCUCGUCACAUUACAAAACUGGCGAGCCUAUCGAGGAUUCACUAGUUGAUCAGUUGGUCAAAACGAAGCAUGUUGAUACUGGGUUGUUCAACUUGAGGCAAUUAUUUUUUGGCUUGUUUGAUAUGAGUUUACACACAAUUAAGACCAAAGAUGAGUUGGAUAAAUUGGAAUUGUACAAAACGUGGAAUGAACUCAAGGACUCGGUGACUCUACUUCCAAGUGACAACAAUCCUACUAAAGGUUAUGCCUCGUUUGGUCACAUUGCCGGAGGAUACGAAAGCGGUUAUUAUGGAUACUUGUAUUCUUUGGUAUUUGCAGCAGACAUCUAUUACACACUUUUCAAGGCCGACCCAAUGAAUACAGAGAAUGGAAUACUAUACAGGGAUAUCAUUCUCAAAAGAGGUGGCUCCAGAGAGAUUAUGGACAACUUGGAAGAGUUAUUAGGCCGCAAACCUAAUUCGGAUGCGUUUUUACAGGAAAUUUUUGGUUAA
This is a messenger RNA of Lodderomyces elongisporus, 2100 nucleotides long. RefSeq names its product metalloendopeptidase (gene PRD1). Gene Ontology annotation, molecular function: metalloendopeptidase activity. The coding region runs from base 1 to 2100 and encodes 699 amino acids. The transcript has a single exon. The record is from RefSeq and is a predicted model, not a curated record. Gene Ontology annotation, biological process: peptide metabolic process; proteolysis. Gene Ontology annotation, cellular component: mitochondrial intermembrane space. Lineage: Eukaryota; Fungi; Ascomycota; Pichiomycetes; Serinales; Debaryomycetaceae.